UUCUCCCCCAUGAUCUCCCUUCAGCCCUAAUAGAGCAGGGUAGUGGUAGUAGUGGUAUUUGUGAGUUAGGUUAGUUAGUAAGAGGCUUGUUGUAUGUUUACUGGCUUAUGAGUGAACUCAUGACGCACUGCAACAGUAGUUAAUGAAACCAUUUUUUUACCGGUUUCUAUUCUAAAACCAUGUAUAGAGACGGAGUGCUGCACAAGAAGAACAGAAAAGACUUUCUACCUUAUUUUCUAGGACUAGUUUUAGUUUUCUAUUGCACGGUUCAUCUUGUGUCUUUCACUGCAGCAGCAGCUCAGGAGGACUCCCAUUCCAACAGAGUGCGCCGGGCGCUGGAGAAUGAGACAGAGUGUAUUACAACACAGUCGUCUGAGUUUCCAGAGGGGUUCUUCACACUACAGGAGAGGAAGGAUGGAGGACUCCUCAUACACUUUAUGAUCAUAUUUUACAUGCUGCUGGCAGUUGCUAUAGUCUGUGAUGACUACUUCCUACCUUCUCUAGAACUUAUCAGUGACCGUCUGGGUCUAUCUCAGGACGUAGCAGGAGCCACCUUUAUGGCAGCAGGCAGCUCUGCUCCUGAAAUGGUCACUGCCUUUCUGGGUGUGUUUGUGACAAAGGGAGACAUCGGUGUUAGCACCAUCGUAGGAUCAGCUGUCUACAACCUCCUGGGGAUCUGUGCUGCUUGUGGACUCCUGACCAAAGUGGUGGGUCGUCUGACCUGUUGGCCUCUGUUCAGGGACUGUCUAGCUUACGCCAUCUCUAUCUCUGCUGUUAUAGCCAUCAUUUCAGACAACAAAGUCUACUGGUAUGAUGCAGCCUGUCUGUUGCUGGUCUAUGGGGUGUACAUCGUAGUAUUGUGUUUUGACCUGAGGAUCAGUGAGUGUGUUCUGAGGAGGUUCAGCCCCUGCUGUACUUGCCUGGGGAAAGGUUCCGGGGAUCACAGCGAGACACAGCCAUUGGUUGACACCACUCUGAGGGUCCACAGACGUUCUAGAAGCGACAGCGGAAUCUUCCAGGAUGAUUCAGGAUACUCACACAUUUCCCUCAGUCUGCACGGCCUGAAUGAGAUACCAGAGGACCAGAAGAGUGUGUUCUCAAUGCCAGAGAACGACCUGAAGCGAAUCCUGUGGGUGCUGUCCCUCCCGGCCAUCGUGAUUCUCUACCUGACGAUUCCAGACUGCAGGAGACGGUUCUGGAAAAAAUGGUUCAUGUUCACCUUCUUUAUGUCCGCUGUCUGGAUCUCAGCCUUCACAUACGUACUGGUCUGGAUGGUCACUAUCGUAGGAGAGACUCUGGGUAUCCCAGACACAGUGAUGGGCCUGACUCUGUUAGCUGCAGGGACCAGUAUACCAGACACAGUGGCUAGUGUCAUGGUUGCCAGAGAAGGUAAAGCCGAUAUGGCCAUGUCCAACAUCGUGGGUUCUAAUGUUUUUGACAUGCUGUGUCUGGGUCUUCCCUGGUUCAUUAAGACAGUGUUUGUGGACACGGUUAACCCUGUGGAGGUCAACAGCACCGGUCUGGUUUUCAUCUCCGCCACCCUCCUCCUCUCCAUCGUCUUUCUCUUCGUGGCGGUCCAUAUAAACGGCUGGAAGCUGGACUGGAAGCUGGGGAUCGUCUCUCUGUUCUGCUAUGUUGUUUUUGCCACUCUGGUCAUCCUCUACGAACUGGGCAUCAUAGGGAACAACCCUGUCAGACUGUGCGGCGACUGAUACACUGAUAAACACACAGAGACGUACAACAACACACACAGCGCUGCUGCAGGCCGCACUCAUCAGACUGUGUAGUGUCUGAGUGGCAGCGAUGGAGUCCACACUGCAGCCCUCCCCAGAACCAGACCACCCAGAACCAACCUCUUUGACACUCAGACCAUUUAUACAGAACCCAGAUACAGGGCAGAUUCACAGAGUACUGAUAUAGGAUCAGGUCCACCCUGUCCACGUCCUCUUAUUCAUUAUGAUCUAAAUCAGUGGAAUUCGAAGUCGGGUCGCGACCCCACUAGCAGUUGGGUUUGUGGACAGAUUAGGAGUGUUCGAUCACCAAAUUCAAAUACAUUUUUUUUUAAACAAAAAAAUAGCAGUACAAAUUAUUGUAUGGGACACGAUACAAACAUUUUUUAGAAAAAUAAAAUUGUAUCGAGUAAAUGUAUUUAUUGGUUUGUUUUUGUUUCGAUAAGAGAUGAAAAUACAAUGAACGGAAGGUUAUUUGCUGAUGUAUUGGUGGAGUCGUGAGAAAUGGUGAAAAAUGGUCCCCACUGUAAAAGUUUGAAUACCGCUGAUCUAAACAACACUCCUACUGACACACUUUAUGAAUACAGGCCCAGGACUGGGUGCCAAGACCAGGAUCCAGGCUACAUCUCAAAUGACACCUUUCCCCAACGUAGGUCUCUGGCCAAAAGAAGUGUAAAUAAAUGUAGGGGUACUCAACUCUGACCCUAUGAGGUCUGGAGCCUGCUGCUUUUCUGUUCUACCUGAUGAUUAACUACAGCCAUGCCGAAGUCAUUUCCUGAUUAGAUCAAAUGCAGUGGAACUGGCUUCAAUGUCCAGAGUUGAGUUUGACGGGUGCAAGGUGUGAUUUGAGAUUCAGCCCCACGCAGACUCCAUACUACCUGAGAAUGACCCAGUAACACUGCCUUUCACCUCUGACCUCUAACUCAGGGAAAUAAAGCUGCUUUGUAAUAUUCUACUGGACUCCUCUGACCUUAUCUGGUCAUUACCAGAGAGGAAGAGGCAAAGCGAGAGGGAUAACUGGGCCAAAAAUCUGUCACCAGCAGGUGGCAUUUACUUCAUUUUUUUCACAAGCCAAGUAUGGAGGUUUGUCAUAUUUGGUCAACAGAAAAAUGGAAUGGCCUUCUUGCUACAUGAGGUUAAUUUGAUCAAAUAGUCAUUUCGCAAUGCUUAGGUUAUGAGUGUACUGAUAAGGACACAUGACUUCCCAGCAACUUUAUAUAAGAGUUGUGUCUGUUCAAGUGUUUCUGCCCUCGCAAUGGCUAGAAUGUUCCCAGCUGAGCUUGCCUCCUCCCAACUGCAUUCCAAUUUUAAAGAGAUAUUUCAUUGUUAAAGCAGUCACUAGUCUGGUCAAUAUAAUGGAUAACCUGUCAUUACUCAAUGCUGGUGAACGAGGAAGGUGAAUGAGGGAGGGAAGGGGCUAUUGUCCAGGCAGAACAGAUAAGUGUUUACAAGCAGCCUGUGUUGCUCAACAGUAAGGAGAGUGAGAACACACUCGUAAAGAGAAGAAACCCAAAAGUUUCCACUGGUCUUGAAUGUCAGGUCAGAGACGGCGCCUGAAACUGUUUAAGAUGAAGGAAAAGUUCCAUUCAGUUGUCCACUUGUCAUAAACACCAUUUCAGUUGGUGCCCAGUUCCAGCGAGCAGAGCUGGUUUAAGACUCCCAGUGUAUACUAACCAAAGAUCCUAUUACAUUACAAACUAAACAUUUAUGGACACUAGUUUCAAACAUUUUGUCAACGUGUCAUAUCAGUUAACUUCGCUACAUGAUUCUCCUACAGCAUUGUGAUCUGGUUCCCUCCGGUGUAGAAAAGGUCUUUAGUUAGUGAUAUUUUGGCUAGCUCCAGAGGACAUUUUAUUUAUGGUGUUUUACCUGCAAUUAACCUUUGUAUUCAAUUAAACACACCCACACAGGCCUUCUAUGAACUAGCCAGUAGCCUUUGAUCCCACAGUAACUUUUACAACAAAGUUGAAAAAUUAAAAUGUUUAUUCAUUCAAAUAAACGUAUGACCCACAAAAAGAAAAGGGCUUACAAAAAAAAAACUAUGGAAGAUUAAAAGAAAAACAGACCUUAUACACAUCCAGUAGUCAUGGAAAA
Oncorhynchus keta (chum salmon) is the source of this 3824-nucleotide messenger RNA. RefSeq names its product solute carrier family 24 member 5 (gene slc24a5). Gene Ontology annotation, biological process: calcium ion transmembrane transport; intracellular calcium ion homeostasis; melanocyte differentiation. The record is from RefSeq and is a predicted model, not a curated record. NCBI's taxonomy places the organism in Eukaryota, Metazoa, Chordata, Actinopteri, Salmoniformes, Salmonidae. Gene Ontology annotation, molecular function: calcium channel activity; calcium, potassium:sodium antiporter activity. The transcript has 9 exons. Bases 180 to 1712 code for a protein of 510 amino acids. Gene Ontology annotation, cellular component: membrane.